Messenger RNA from Penicillium cataractarum, 312 nucleotides. RefSeq names its product glutaredoxin. Gene Ontology annotation, biological process: cellular response to oxidative stress. The transcript is spliced from 2 exons. NCBI's taxonomy places the organism in Eukaryota, Fungi, Ascomycota, Eurotiomycetes, Eurotiales, Aspergillaceae. Gene Ontology annotation, cellular component: cytoplasm; nucleus. Bases 1 to 312 code for a protein of 103 amino acids. The record is from RefSeq and is a predicted model, not a curated record. Gene Ontology annotation, molecular function: glutathione disulfide oxidoreductase activity.
AUGUCCGACGCCAAGAUCAGAGCCGAACAACUCAUCCGUGAGAACGGCGUCGUCGUCUUCUCAAAGUCUUAUUGCCCUUAUUGCACGUCUAGCAAGAAGGUGUUGGAUAACCUUGGUGCUAAGUACGAGGUGCUUGAGCUGGAUCAGGAUGCCGAAGGCUCUGCUAUCCAGGCUGCUCUCGAGGAGAUUUCCAAACAGCGCACCGUGCCCAACAUCUUCAUCAACCAGAAGCACAUCGGUGGUAACUCCGACCUCCAGGCUAUUAAAUCUAGCCAGCUCCCUGCUCUGCUCAAGGAAGCUGGUGCCCUUUGA